Messenger RNA from Paramuricea clavata, 354 nucleotides. The record is from the annotation of a GenBank genome assembly. NCBI's taxonomy places the organism in Eukaryota, Metazoa, Cnidaria, Anthozoa, Malacalcyonacea, Plexauridae.
AUGCCUUGGCGAGCAACCGUACCUUCACAACCACUGUUGUCUGUUAAUCGAACUUCAGUAGCAUCACCUCAACUAACCUUGCACAGAAAUGACCAAGGUACCAGUCUUCCUGCUAGUGCUCGCUUAGUACAGCAACAAAGUUUUUUUCCACCUUCCACCGUUCCCAGUCAAGGGAACUUGUUCAAAUUAAAGUGGGUUCCAGGGACCACUGUGUCACGUUGCUAUGGUUGCGGCAGGGAUAUAGAGAACCCUCCUCACUCCAUUCCUGAUGACCUUGUCGUAGUUUACCGAGAUCAUCGGCAAUAUUGUGAAAGAGAAACAGGGCAAACCCGCUUCACUGCAGAACCCCAAAAU